Molecule: messenger RNA, 747 nt
Organism: Knipowitschia caucasica
Lineage: Eukaryota; Metazoa; Chordata; Actinopteri; Gobiiformes; Gobiidae
Source: the annotation of a GenBank genome assembly
AUGGGAAACCAAAUUAAGAUAUUCUGGACAGCAGCUUUGCUUUUUUGUUAUGUCCACAUUACUUUGUCUUUGCAAGUUGAAAAAGGAGCCGAUUUUGGGAGUCUGAUAAUUAGGAACAACAGUGGAGUAGAAACCAAGAGCAGUCGUACAACAGCAGAUCACACGAGACAGAGGACGGAGGAGGCUCCAAAGAAGAAAAAAGUUACCAAGACAAAAAACAAAUUGCUUUCUGGAGCCAGCUGCUCUGCACUGGGAGGAAUCUGCCAGUCAACAAGGUUCAUCUGUCAGGGGCGCUAUCUGAACGAGAAGUGUCCAAGAGGCAAAAGUCAAUGUUGUGUUCCGGAUGGAGCUUGGAGUGUACUGUGCUCUGGUCAUUACAACAAUCGAAUCCGAGCUUGUGAUGUUUACGGAUGUGGGGCUUUCAACUCUAGGAGAGGAACCAAAUUGCACAAGGCGGUGGACGUGGUGUGUGAUGACUUCGGGAUCAUCCAGGCCCCGUUCUCUGGUGUUUUGUCGGGGCCGGUGAGUCACACAGAUCCCACCGGGAUUCAGUACGACGGAGUCAAACUGGUCAGCCGAGUGCGCUGUGUGAAGCUGCUGAACCUGCGGCCGUACCAGUACAUGGGCCCCGUGACCAGAGGACGUCCGGUGGGGUACGUGCUCCCCCUGCAGGAGCGCUUCUCUGGGAUCACCUCUCACCUCAGACUGCAGAUGUGCGACGGAUCAGACCCCACUGCUUUUCUAUAA